This is a messenger RNA of Helobdella robusta, 351 nucleotides long. RefSeq lists its product as hypothetical. The coding region runs from base 1 to 351 and encodes 116 amino acids. The transcript has 4 exons. Lineage: Eukaryota; Metazoa; Annelida; Clitellata; Rhynchobdellida; Glossiphoniidae. The record is from RefSeq and is a predicted model, not a curated record.
AUGUACUUGAUGGCCGUCCUACUUUUAGUAGCAAGUCAACAAAUUUUCAUUCCUAUAUACUCACACACAGCUAGCGUUUCCUUUGAUCUAGCUAAAUCUCUGCAUGCCAAUGCAAUUGCGUGCAGUGACUCCAGUCACGUGAUGCUAUUGAGUCACAUGACACCACUGAGUCAUGACCAGUCGGUCGAAGUUGACAGUUUUUGCCGGAGAAACAUAUCUGUCUUGCGAUAUGCAAUCAUCUUAUGCUACAAAAUGCGCAGUCACCAUUUUAUUUUCAACUUAGUGGUCUCGGUCAUGAACGUGAAAUCAAGAACUGGCGUCUUCUCAUCGAUGUAUGAAAAACGAGCUUAA